Molecule: messenger RNA, 240 nt
Organism: Penicillium bovifimosum
Lineage: Eukaryota; Fungi; Ascomycota; Eurotiomycetes; Eurotiales; Aspergillaceae
Product: copper metallochaperone ATX1
Exons: 2
Coding region: 1-240 (79 amino acids)
Biological process (GO): copper ion transport
Cellular component (GO): cytosol
Molecular function (GO): copper chaperone activity; metal ion binding
Source: RefSeq, a predicted model, not a curated record
AUGUCCGACCACCAAUACAAGUUCGGGGUGACAAUGACCUGCGGCGGCUGCUCCGGUGCUGUGGAGCGUGUCCUCAAGAAGCUCCAAGGCGUCAAGUCCUUCGAUGUCAGUCUAGAGACUCAAACUGCCACCGUCACCACCGAGUCUGAUCUUCCCUAUGACACGGUGCUGGCUACUAUCAAAAAGACCGGCAAGACUGUGACAAGCGGCGAGGCCGAUGGGGAGACCAAGGAGGUUUAG